Messenger RNA from Esox lucius (northern pike), 3467 nucleotides. It is a transcript of the gene cnksr3, whose product is annotated as cnksr family member 3. Bases 348 to 2000 code for a protein of 550 amino acids. The record is from RefSeq and is a predicted model, not a curated record. The transcript is spliced from 13 exons. Gene Ontology annotation, molecular function: protein binding. Gene Ontology annotation, biological process: regulation of signal transduction. NCBI's taxonomy places the organism in Eukaryota, Metazoa, Chordata, Actinopteri, Esociformes, Esocidae. Gene Ontology annotation, cellular component: cytoplasm; membrane.
AAAAAUGUGCUUCUAGUUGUAGUCUCUUGUAGAAAAGAUUGAACCUCUCUAAAUGUUUCAUUUGAGAAGCGCUGACCUGAACUGCAAUCUGAUAGGCCUACUCCCGCCCCUAACUUCUCUCGUGUUUGCGCUGCUGCUUUGUAAACUUGUUGUUUCCCCCCAUGCGAUCAGUCGGUCACCCGGGCUUUCGCGGGAGUGACGUGCUGGGACUAUUUCCACUUAGUGUCGUCUUUGCUACAAUUGUGUUACUGUGUGGAAUGAAUGACUUUUGACCAAAGCUAACACCAUACAAGUCUUACGCUUGCUGAAAAAGCCGGUUCAAUUUUAGGGAAUUAAAUUUCAAAGAAAUGGAUCCCAUAACGAAAUGGUCACCUAAACAAGUUGUGGAUUGGAUGAGAGGCCUAGAUGACAGUCUGCAGCAGUAUGUCCCGUAUUUUGAGCGGGAGAAGAUUGACGGGGAACAGCUGCUGAAGAUAUCCCACCAGGACCUGCUAGAACUUGGGGUGACCAAGAUUGGACAUCAGGAACUUGUGUUGGAGGCUGUUGAUCUGCUAUGCGCUUUGAACUGCGGCGUUGAGACAGACAACCUGAAGACCCUGGUGGACCGUAUGAGAGCCGCGUCCAAAAACCUCCACAACUCGGCAUCGGAACGCAGGAAGAACCCGUCAUACGAGGGCAAGAACUCCCACAAACCGCCCAAUGACUUCCUCACAGCUGUGGUGGAGCUCAUCGGCGCCGCCAAGUGUCUGCUGGCCUGGCUGGACAGGACUCCUCUGUCAGGCAUCAGUGACUUCACCUCCACCAAGAACCGGAUCAUCCAGCUGUGCCUGGUGCUCACUGGCACCGUUCAGAGGGACUGCACCGUGUAUGAGAUGGAAGAGAAGAUUCUGGAAGUGUCAGUGGCUCUGAACGUGAUCUGUGACCAGACCCUGAGGACAACCUCUGACCCCCAGAAGAGUCAGACAGCCUGCCUGGAGGAGGUCCACAUCACCAAUGUCAGACCCGGAGAAGGACUGGGGAUGUACAUCAAAUCCACCUAUGACGGCCUUCACGUCGUCACUGGAACCACAGAACAUUCGCCUGCAGACAGAACGCACAAGAUCCACGCUGGAGACGAGGUCAUCCAGGUCAACAAGCAGACAGUGGUGGGUUGGCAGCUACAGAACCUGGUGGGUAAACUGAAGGCGGAUCCCCUGGGCGUUACACUGGUCUUGAAGAAGAGGCCAUCGGGCACCUGUAGCUUCACUCCGGCCCCCCUGAAGAACAUGCGCUGGAGGCCCCCCCUCGUUCAGAGCGCCCCCGCUGUGCCAGAUGUCCAGUCUUCACAUCCCCCAGAAGCCCUCAUGCAGAAGGAGAAGCCAGCCAUUUUGGAACUUUUCAUCCCGCCACCCCCUGCUGUUCCCUACACCCCACGGGAUGACAAGCCUAAGGUGAGUGCCAGUGUCAAGCUCAGACCGAAAGGUUCUCAGUCUCCCAACUCCUUCCUGGAUGAAGGCCGGCGACGCUUCACCAUCGCAGACUACGACAACAAGGUCAAAGUCGGUCCACAUCCUGAGGCCAACCCCCAACCAGUCCCAGUAGCCCGCCUGAGACAGCGGACCUCCACGCGGGGUAAACCGCGGCCGCUAUCCAUGCCUGCAGACUCAUGUUUGGGCAUGCCUGAAUCGGCCUCCAGACCUUGGCCUCUGGGGAGGAAAGGUGAGGACGUCCUCCACAGAUACCUGAGUAAUGAGCGAAUCGCCACCAUCUCCGAGGAGGCGCCAUGCUUCCCCCUCCCGUACAGGCCCCUGGAGGGGAGGUCUGGUCAGCUGGUCCGUGGCGUCGACCACAUCCGGGGCUCCCAGUGCUUCAUCAGCUCCGACCUGCACAACAGCGCCACCAUACCGUACCAGGAGACGUCGGCCAGAAAGACCUCGGCCGCCGACAAAAGACGCCCUCCUUCGGAACCCUCUUCGAUUUUGGGAGGCUGGCUGGCCCGCCUCAGGCUGUUGAGUCAUUGAUGAGAGUGACAACCUUCCGAACCGUGGGGCAAGCCCAGCCCCCCAACCCACCCACCUCGUACCUUUAACUUGCUGUCAUCACAGUGAUCUGGCUUCUCCAAUCAGUAUUCUGACUAACACGUGCAGUUCCUGGACUGUUUUGCUGGUUUGUCCGUCGUUGGAGGCUUUGGCGGGAGGCUUCCCCGUCAUAGCAUCACUGCUACGUAGCCUAGAAGUAGAACAUUUUGGGGAAUCUCUCACAGAGUUUUUUUUUCCGCCCCCAGGGCUGACAAUUUGCUGCUUUAGAUUCUGUAUGCUGACAAAUUUGGACAGUAUUGUAUCUUUAGUGAAAGGGGUUGGAGAAAAUUGGCAAUUCUGACAAAAAAGUGUUAUAGAAAACAGUGGAUAUUCAGUGACUGUUCAUUCUACUUGUCAAGAGGUGGAUUCAUUCAGGUUUAGGAAACAUUUGCUUGGCUUUUGUAAGUGAACUAUUUUAUCUGUAAAUUGUUAUUUAUUUUGAAUUAUCCUAUGUGUAAACCUGUCACGUUUGUGUUUGUCCACAGACUUUUUGUAAAUAUGUUUAAAAAUCUUUUUAAAGAACUUAAUCUUUUUAAAGAAAAUUAAAUUUAAAGAAUUAAAUUUUUGACCAUUUGACUUUGUAUUUGAUUUCUAAAGUUGAUGUAGAUAUAAAUCUUUUUUUUUGUUGUUGUUUGGUUGGAAAUAACUACCAGAGUUGGCCUUUUUUAAAGCUAAUGUAUAUUGGAAAAAUGUAUCUGGUGCUGUUACAGUGUGUUUUUGUUUGUGUGUGUAUACUCAAAUUGCUAUUAAAGUGAGUUUUAGACUAUUUAAAUAAGGGCAUUUGGGGAAAUUGAGGACCUUUUGGCCGGUUGUCACAUACACAAUACCAUUUUCUAGGUUUUACGUUAAGUUUAGGGGUUAAAGUAUGUUAGGUUUAGGAAUAAAAGUUAGGUUAUUGAGGUUAGGGUUAGGUCAAGAUUAGGAUAAGGGUUAGAGUAAGUCUUGUAUUCAGGGUUAGGGGCUACAGUAGAAAACAGUUAUUUUACGGGUACUAAAUUUCCUUGUCCUCACUUUGAUUGCAUUUCUGGGUGUAACUUGUGUGUGUAUGAGUGAGUCAGUGUGCAUUUUGUGAAGCCCGGGAAACAUUUAAAAAACGUGUAACUGCUAUAUUUCACUAACUGGUCUUCAGUAAUGCAGGUGUGAAAUUGUGAUGUCAUGACCGGUAAGAAUCAGAAACACUGAUUGUGCAUUUGCAGCUGUAAACAUACCUACUAAACACUUCCAUGCAAGAGCAGUGAAACUUUUCUAACCAGUGUCUUCAUUCCAAUAAAUUAGGGUCUUUAAUAUAUUUCUGCACCACAGGACAUGAUGAAGGUUUAUAUGUCUAGCAUCUUUCCAGAACUUUCAAGCGCUUCAAUGUGAAUACCUCAGUGACAGUUUUUCAAAAUCUGAAUAAAAAUGUGCAAUUCA